AUGGAGGUGCCUCUGCAGACAGAGAUGGUGGAGCUGGUGCCCAAUGGCAAACAUUUGGAGGGCCUGCACCCAGUCGCCAUCCCAACGGUAGACAACCAGAGAGCCGAGGGCCCCAGACAGAACUGUGUGGAGGGCGAGGACUUCCUGCAGAAAAGCCCCGGCAAGGAGCCGCAUUUCACCGACUUCGAGGGGAAGACAUCAUUCGGGAUGUCAGUGUUCAACCUCAGCAAUGCCAUCAUGGGCAGUGGUAUCCUGGGGCUCGCCUACGCCAUGGCCAAUACGGGCAUCAUCCUUUUCCUGUUUCUGUUGACGGCUGUUGCCGUGCUGUCCAGUUACUCCAUUCAUCUGCUGCUCAAGUCCUCAGGGAUUGUAGGCAUCCGUGCCUACGAGCAGCUGGGCUACCGUGCAUUCGGGACUCCAGGGAAGCUUGCUGCAGCCCUGGCCAUCACGCUGCAGAACAUUGGAGCCAUGUCCAGCUACCUAUACAUCAUCAAGUCUGAGCUGCCCCUUGUCAUCCAGGCCUUCCUGAACCUGGAGGAGAAAACCUCGGACUGGUAUGUAAAUGGAAACUACCUGGUAAUCCUGGUCUCUGUUGUCAUCAUUCUGCCCCUGGCGUUGAUGCGGCAGCUUGGAUACCUCGGUUACUCGAGUGGCUUCUCUCUCAGCUGCAUGGUGUUCUUCCUAAUUGCAGUCAUCUAUAAAAAGUUCCAUGUGCCCUGCCCUCUGCCUCUGAACUUUGCCAAUGCCACAAGCAACUUCAGCCAUGUGGCGGUCAUCAAAGAGGAGACACAGCUUCAGGUUGAGGCCGAGGCUGCAGCUUUCUGCGCCCCAAGCUACUUCACACUCAACAGGCAGACGGCGUACACCAUCCCUAUCAUGGCCUUUGCCUUCGUCUGCCACCCUGAGGUGCUGCCCAUCUACACAGAGCUCAAGGACCCCACCAAGAGUAAGAUGCAGCACAUCUCCAACCUGUCCAUCGCUGUCAUGUACAUCAUGUACUUCCUGGCUGCCCUCUUUGGCUACCUCACCUUCUACGACGGGGUGGAGUCGGAGCUGCUGCACACCUACAACAAGGUGGACCCGUUUGAUGUGCUGAUCCUGUGUGUCCGCGUGGCCGUGCUGACGGCUGUCACCCUCACAGUGCCAAUUGUUCUGUUCCCGGUGCGCCGAGCCAUCCAGCAGAUGCUGUUUCCGAACCAGGAGUUCAGCUGGCUGCGACAUGUGCUCAUCGCCAUCAUCCUACUCACUUGUAUCAACCUGCUGGUCAUCUUUGCCCCCAACAUCUUGGGAAUCUUUGGGGUCAUCGGUGCCACAUCUGCCCCAUGCCUCAUAUUCAUCUUCCCUGCCAUUUUCUACUUCCGCAUCGUGCCCACUGAGAAGGAGCCUGCAAAGUCCACCCCGAAAAUCCUGGCCCUUUGCUUCGCCAUGCUCGGUCUCUUGAUGAUGGUCAUGAGCUUGAGCUUCAUCGUCAAUGACUGGGUCUCAGGGACCAACCAGCAUGGAGGACACCACUAG
This is a messenger RNA of Elephantulus edwardii (Cape elephant shrew), 1515 nucleotides long. RefSeq names its product solute carrier family 38, member 3 (gene SLC38A3). Gene Ontology annotation, molecular function: L-asparagine transmembrane transporter activity; L-histidine transmembrane transporter activity; L-glutamine transmembrane transporter activity. The transcript has 15 exons. Bases 1 to 1515 code for a protein of 504 amino acids. Gene Ontology annotation, biological process: histidine transport; L-glutamine transport; amino acid transmembrane transport. The record is from RefSeq and is a predicted model, not a curated record. Lineage: Eukaryota; Metazoa; Chordata; Mammalia; Macroscelidea; Macroscelididae.